Cuscuta campestris is the source of this 1284-nucleotide messenger RNA. The record is from the annotation of a GenBank genome assembly. NCBI's taxonomy places the organism in Eukaryota, Viridiplantae, Streptophyta, Magnoliopsida, Solanales, Convolvulaceae.
AUCCAAACUUGAAUCCUAAAGAUUCUCUUUCACAUGUAAAAUAAAACCUUUUUUUACUGCUUUUUCCUCCCAUAGCCACCCACCCAACAACCGCCUCUGCUUAGCAAAUGUCCACCGCUUCUCCGCCCCCGGAAGAAUCAACCUCCGCCGCCAGCGGCGGCGACGACAAGCCAGAGGGCGGUCAUCGCUCCGGCGGCGGCCCUCGGCGACCACACAUUUCGUGGUCAGAUUCCUACACCAAGGCCCACGCCGCCAUCCAAGCCCUCACGUCCAUCGUCUCCGACGUCCCGGCCUCCCUCUCAUCGUCGGAGACCCCGGCGUUCUCCCUCCUCCACGAUCCCGACAUCGCCGCCCAAAUCUCUGAGCUCCUCCGGCGGCCGGACUCCAGCGCCGGCGACAACAACCUCUGCCGGUGGCUUUACGACACGUUCCACUCCUCCGGCGAGCCGGACCUCCACCUCGUCGUCCUCCGCUUCCUCCCCAUCAUAGUCGGGGUCUACCUCUCCCGCGUCGCCGCCCUCCACAAGCCCCUCGCCGGCUUCGAGGCCAUCCUCUUGGCCCUGUACGACCACGAAACCGGGGCCCGCAACGGUCACGCGGUGACCGUUACGAUCCCGGACCUCUCCCACUCCAGCAUCUACCACGAGACCAAACAGGCCUCGAAGAGCUGCGCCACGGAGCUAGCCUUGGCGGUCAUUUCGCCGAGCCUGGAGCCGUGCCGCAGCGUCCGGUCCACGAAGCGGGCCAGGAUCGUGGGGACCGCUUUGGAGUUAUUCUACAGCAAAAUCUCACAAAUGCCCCUCCGGGCCAAGAUGGACUUUUGCGAGUUCUGUCAAUCCUUGGGAGGGGACGAGAAGAAGGGGGAGAGGAGGGUAAAUAUGUCAAGGGAAAUACUGCAGCCGGCGUUGAGGAUAUUAGGGCACUGUCUGAUGGGGAAUGGGAAGGAGGGGGAGUUGGAGACGGCGGCGCGUGAGGCGUGUAGGCGUCUAUACAACAGAGCUAUGCGUGACGUCAGCCCUAAGGAUAUUCUUGCCACCGGCAGCCUCCUUAAGCUUGCGUCAUCUUCGGCCGGUAAAAAUGAGGGAGGGAUGGUCGAUUACACUGAGAUCACAUUUACCAAUAAGAUCACUCUUUAGUUUAUGAAAAAGGAUUAAAAGGAAAGCUCACCAUUGAUACGAUUAUUAUUUAUCUUUUUGAAAGCAGGAAUUAUUUAUAUGCCUAUUAGAAAUUUUGAUGUGAAAAAGUGAAAUUCAUUCAUUCCCGUAACAAAUUUCUUAGCUUCCU